AAGUGGCUGAGCUAUGGCUGGAGGACGCGACAGGGUGGCUCAUUUGCUUAAGCAGCUGCAGCGAGCAUCGUGAGUCUUUGCUCCUUGUGCCGGAAUUGCUUCGUUGUCUUCUCUUCAGUACUCAGACUGGGGGCGGGGUGUGUGUCUACCUCCAGCAAAGCCAUCCCGCUUCGCUUCUCACAGAGUUUUGAUCAGAUGCAGUUGUCCUGCCCAUUCCCACACUUACUCCCAAGGUACCAAACAUGCUGCUUUGGGGAAAACAGAUUAUGCCUUUGAGAUGGCUGUUUCCAAUAUCCGAUAUGGAGAGGGAGUUACUAGAGAAGUAGGCAUGGACUUGAACAAUCUGGGUGUUAGAAACGUUUGUGUGAUGACAGAUAAGAACAUUUGUCAGCUUCCUCCCAUGAAAGCAGUAUUGGAUUCUCUGACAACGAAUGGCAUAAACUUCCAAAUUUAUGACAACGUAAGGGUGGAACCAACAGACCAGAGUUUCAUGGAUGCCAUCGAAUUUGCUAAAAAGGGGGAGUUUGACUCCUAUGUUGCCAUAGGCGGAGGUUCAGUUAUUGACACUUGUAAAACUGCUGAUCUGUACGCAUCCAGUCCUGAGUCAGAUUUCUUGGAUUAUGUCAAUGCUCCCAUUGGAAAAGGAAAGCCUGUCAAAGUCACUCUCAAACCACUGAUUGCAGUUCCUACAACAGCUGGAACUGGAAGCGAAACCACUGGGGUUGCUAUUUUUGAUUACAAAGAACUAAAAGUAAAAACUGGCAUUGCUUCUAGAGCCAUUAAACCCUAUUUGGGUAUAAUUGAUCCUCUGCACACUCUCUAUAUGCCUGAGCGGGUAGUAGCCAACAGUGGCUUUGAUGUGCUUUGCCAUGCUCUUGAAUCCUAUACUGCUCUUCCUUACAAUCAGCGCAGUCCCUGCCCUUCAAACCCAGUGAGCCGACCAGCUUACCAAGGAAGCAAUCCCAUCAGUGAUGUCUGGGCCAUCCAUGCACUGCAAAUUGUUGCUAAAUAUUUGAAGAGAGCCAUCAGGAACCCAGAGGAUCGAGAAGCAAGGGCUAAGAUGCAUCUAGCAAGUGUUUUUGCUGGAAUUGGCUUUGGAAAUGCUGGUGUACAUCUUUGCCAUGGAAUGUCUUAUCCUAUUUCUGGCCUAGUGAAGAAAUACAAAGCAAAGGAUUAUAAUGUGGAUCAUUCUCUUGUGCCACAUGGCCUUUCUGUUGUGCUCACGUCUCCAGCAGUGUUUACUUUCACAGCACCAAUGUGCCCUGAGCGUCACUUGGAAGCUGCCCAGAUAAUGGGAGCAAACAUCAGCACUGCCAAAAUGAAAGAUGCUGGGAUUAUUUUGGCAGAUACUCUGCGGAAAUUCUUAUUUGAUCUGAAUGUUGACGAUGGCUUAGCUGCUCUUGGUUACUCUAAAGCCGAUAUCCCUGCCUUAGUCAAAGGCACACUGCCUCAGGAAAGAGUGACUAAGUUAUCUCCUCGUCCACAAACUGAAGAAGAGUUAUCUACCCUGUUUGAAGCAUCCAUGAAAUUGUAUUAGUUUUGCAAAUCUAAUGCUUUAAAGUUCUAAAGUUUAUUUGUCAAGGGAGAAUGAAGCAGUUCAAAACAUAAAGAGUACUGUGGCGCUACCAACUACUCAGAUUUGUAUAAUUCAUGCUCAUUUCUGAAAAUUCACAUUUCCUCUGCUUGUUAGUGGAAAAAAUCAGUGAUGGGUUUUCCCCUCAUAACAGUGCACUAAAUGAACGUUUAGUUGGUCAUUUAUUGUCUUUGCUAUGAAGAGGGCCAAACAUUACAGAUUAAAAAAAUAAAACUUUACAAGUUUGGAAAAUG
Messenger RNA from Hemicordylus capensis (graceful crag lizard), 1827 nucleotides. It is a transcript of the gene ADHFE1, whose product is annotated as alcohol dehydrogenase iron containing 1. Gene Ontology annotation, cellular component: mitochondrion. NCBI's taxonomy places the organism in Eukaryota, Metazoa, Chordata, Lepidosauria, Squamata, Cordylidae. Gene Ontology annotation, molecular function: metal ion binding; alcohol dehydrogenase (NAD+) activity. The record is from RefSeq and is a predicted model, not a curated record. The coding region runs from base 278 to 1537 and encodes 419 amino acids. The transcript has 14 exons.